Molecule: messenger RNA, 2376 nt
Organism: Bombyx mandarina (wild silkworm)
Lineage: Eukaryota; Metazoa; Arthropoda; Insecta; Lepidoptera; Bombycidae
Biological process (GO): DNA integration
Molecular function (GO): nucleic acid binding
Source: RefSeq, a predicted model, not a curated record
AUGACCGAUAAGCCUGCCCUCUCUCGUUCCGCCGCCUCCUGCGAGAUGGUGGACUCACAGAAGUCAAGAAUCGCCCUCCAGAACCGUCACUGCCGACGCCGCCACGCCGAGCAUCGUGGCCACGACAACAACAAGUCUGGUCCUAUUCGCGAGAAGAGGACACAGUGCUGGCACUCCGUCGCCGGUUCCCUUCCGGCCGAUGAGCCUUGCGUCAACCAGCCCGCGAGGACCGACCGAGACCGCCGGGAAGUGCCACUUACCAUCACUAAGAGAAGUAUACUUGCUGAGAUACAACGCUUAUUUGAUCCACUUGGUUGGAUAGCACCUGCCUUGUUACCUGGAAAACUAAUAAUACAAAGACUAUGGUUGAAAAGACUUACCUGGGAUGAAGAAGUGGACUCUGAAACUAAAAGAGAUUGGUUAGAGAUGAGAAACAACUUAAAUUAUUUAAAGGAAAUUAAAAUACCACGCUGGUUACUUAUUACUAGUGGUGUCAUAGAAGAUGUGUCAAUACAUGGAUUUUGUGAUGCAUCAACAAUUGCAUAUGGAGCAGUUGCUUACCUGAGAGUCAAAACUUACAAUAAUGAAUAUAAAAGUAUGCUGAUAGCAGCGAGGACUAGAGUCGCACCUGUUAAACCAGUCUCACUGCCCCGUUUGGAACUGUGCGGUGCAGUGUUAUUAUCAAAUCUCUUGAAACACAUCAGUUGUGCUACACGGAUACCAAGGAAACAAAUCUUUGCUUGGACAGAUUCUACCAUAGUACUAUCAUGGCUUACUGGAGACCCGACAAGAUGGCAAACAUUCGUGAGAAAUCGUGUAGUAACAGUGCUUGACAAUAUUGGAAAUGCAUGGUAUCAUGUACAGUCUCAAGACAACCCUGCAGACAUAGCAUCAAGAGGAAUGCUUCUUUCAGAUCUCAAAGAAUUUAGUUUAUGGUGGAACGGCCCUAAAUGGCUCACCCAUGAAGAAAUAUUGAUGUCUCGCGGAGAUAAUAUUUCUACUGACCUAGAGUUGAGAAGAACAAUUAUCAAUACAAACAUAAAAAUGGACAAUAAUCAUAAUGAAGGAAAUUAUAUACACAAUCAAUUUGAAAACUUUAACAACUUGAUGGAACUACAAAGAACUAUUGUGUACUGCAAAAAAUUCUUGAAUUUUAAACGAAGUAGCGAUAACAUUAGUACGAAGUGCUUCAGCCCACUGGAGUUAACAGAGGCUCUUGAAACAUGUGUGCGUUUAGCACAGCAUAAUGAUUUUGAACAUGAAAUCCACGAUUUGCUACAAGGGACUGGAGUAAGUAAUAGAAGUGUACUGAAGAAUCUCAAUCCUUAUCUAGACAAGAAAGGUCUUCUCAGAGUAGGCGGUCGAUUACGAAAUGCGGAAAUGGAAAAUGACGCUAAAUAUCCUAUGAUCAUAAGUCAUAAGAACCCCAUUGCAACAUUGAUAGUUAGUGAUGCACACUUGAAGACACUUCAUGGAGGACUCCAACUCACAAUGAAUUUUGUUAGAUCAAGAUUCUGGAUCAUAAGAGUAAAAUCAUUAAUAUCAGCUACAAUACAUAAAUGUUUAAUAUGUGCAAAGCAGAAGGCUAAGGUCCGACACCAACUCAUGGGAGACUUACCUGCAGCACGAGUAACACCCACUCGUCCAUUCCUACACUCAGGAGUAGAUUUUGCAGGCCCACUACAGAUUCUGGUUUCCAGAGGAAGAGGCAUGAAAUGCACUAAGGGAUACAUAUGUAUAUUUAUAUGCAUGUCAACUAAAGCAAUCCACUUGGAACUGGUUGGAGAUUUAAGCACCGAGUCAUUUUUAGGAUGUUUUAGAAGAUUUGUUGCCAGAAGAGGUCGAUGCUCCCACAUUUGGAGUGAUCAAGGUACAAACUUUGUAGGAGCCAGUAAAGAAUUAGCUAAAAUGUGGCAAGAAGCAAAAUUAAGUAUACCUGAAGAUUUAAUAAACAUUUUAGCUGAAGAUGGAACCCAUUGGCACUUUAACCCACCUUAUAGCCCAAAUUUUGGAGGUUUAUGGGAAGCUGGGGUGAAAUCUAUAAAAUAUCACUUAAGAAGAAUUCUUGAUAGAACACUUACCUUUGAAGAGAUGUCCACCACACUGUGCCAGAUUGAAGCCUGCUUAAACUCACGGCCACUAUGUCCAAUAGAUCAUAAUGAUAUUGACAAUUUAAAUGUACUUACUCCUGGACACUUCCUCAUUGGAGAAGCUCCAAUCAAUGUACCUGAACCAGAUCUUAGCCAAUCGCACCGACACGCUCUCCGCGCCGGUGCGGCCGUGCGCUGCGGCCGUCUCGCUCGCACGCGCGCCUGCUGCCGCCGCGUGCGAGCGGGACGGCACGAGCACGGCGCGCGCGGUCGCUGCACCGACUAA